Portunus trituberculatus (swimming crab) is the source of this 2266-nucleotide messenger RNA. It is a transcript of the gene Coq6, whose product is annotated as ubiquinone biosynthesis monooxygenase COQ6, mitochondrial-like. Gene Ontology annotation, molecular function: 2-octaprenyl-6-methoxyphenol hydroxylase activity; oxidoreductase activity, acting on paired donors, with incorporation or reduction of molecular oxygen, NAD(P)H as one donor, and incorporation of one atom of oxygen; FAD binding. The transcript has 11 exons. The record is from RefSeq and is a predicted model, not a curated record. Gene Ontology annotation, biological process: ubiquinone biosynthetic process. Bases 343 to 1761 code for a protein of 472 amino acids. Gene Ontology annotation, cellular component: mitochondrion. NCBI's taxonomy places the organism in Eukaryota, Metazoa, Arthropoda, Malacostraca, Decapoda, Portunidae.
AAUUUGAAGUGUUUGCCAUUCUACGGUCGCUGGGUUGUGGAUAAAGUACUGUACACCGAAACGCUAAAUGUAUUGCUCACCCGUUGUAAAAACAUCGAAGUAGCAGCGGUGGGCUCAUGCUUGCAGACAGCCGGCGGGAGAGUACUGAAAAGGAAAAACUAAAAAGUAAAGUACAAGAAAUCCUUGACAGUGAGAAGGGAUACGUCAGGAGCAGAAAUGAAGAUUGCAUUCCCGACCAGCAAUUGAAUUGAGUUGGGAGGAGUGCUAGGCUGUCUAUCUUUCUGGAGUGUUAUGCAGCCUCUUGUGUAACCCCGAGGUACAUUGACACUGGAGCUCUACACGAUGUCCUUACGUCUUGGUCUAACCCGGGCAUCGCGAGGAAUAUAUGUGCCCCUAUUAACACAGAGAGGAGCCCCUGCCAGCGUGGUGGGGCUGAAGAGAGCACAGCCAGCCUCCUCCACCACCUGCCCCGAAUACUAUGACGUGGUGAUCUCCGGCGGUGGCCUGGUGGGUUUCGCCAUGGCCUGUUCACUCGGACACAGCAAAAGAUUGAGUGACCGAAGAAUAGUGUUGCUGGAGGGAGCUCUGAAUAAACCAUGGCAACUACCUGAAGCAUUUAGUAAUCGGGUAUGUGCCCUCAAUGCUCGUACCCGCACCUUCUUCAAAAAGCUUGGGGUGUGGGAGCAUAUUGAGCACCUGAGGGCCCAACCUGUGCACAGGAUGCAGGUGUGGGAGUCAUGUUCAGAAGCCAUGAUCACCUUUGAUGGCCACAAUCAGGAGGACGGUACAGUAGCUCACAUUGUAGAAAAUGAUGUCACUCUCCACUCCAUUAAGAGGCAAAUUCCACAACAUAUUGAGGUUGAGUAUGAAGCAAAAGUGGAGAGCUACCAAAUUCCUAAGGACAUGGCUUCUAAAGUAGUACUAACCUUGGCUGACGGCAGGACCAUCUCCACAGACUUACUAAUUGGAGCAGAUGGAGCCAAGUCUUUGGUGCGAAGGAACAUGGGUGUGCAGUACUUGAGCUGGGAUUAUGAUCAGAUGGGAAUUGUGGCAACUUUGCAACUGUCAGAAGCUGUUGACAACACUGUGGCUUGGCAAAGGUUUCUUCCAACUGGUCCUGUUGCUCUACUGCCGUUGUCUGAUGACCACAGCUCCUUGGUGUGGUCCACUACACGAGAACAGGCCACUCACCUGCUGCAACUCUCUGACGAGGACUUCACAGAAGCUCUCAAUCGAGCAAUAUGGGAUGACAGUGAAGUGGACUCAAGAGUGAAGUCCAUACAUACAGCGUGGCUAAAGGUGUUGGAGACCAUGGUACCUGGUGAGAGUGCUGAAACAAGGCAGCUGCCCCCCAGCAUUGCACGGGUGUUGCCAGGCACUCGGGGAGGCUUCCCACUGGGGCUAGGCCAUGCAGUGCACUACAUCACCCCUAGAGUGGCACUUAUCGGGGACGCAGCCCACCGAGUGCACCCCCUGGCUGGCCAAGGGGUCAAUCUAGGCUUUGGUGACGUGGCUACUCUCACCCAUUGCUUGGAAAACUCUGUUCUUCUUGGUGCUGAACUAGGAGAUGAGCAAGCAUUAUACCAAUAUGAGAAAGAGCGGCAGAAAUACAAUGUGGCAACAAUGGCAUCUGUUGAUGGCUUGUAUCGACUGUACAAUUCUGCAGCUCUGCCUCUCGUCCUUCUCAGGUCACUUGGUCUCUCUGCUGUAAAUGCCAUGGCUCCUUUGAAGAGACAAAUCAUGGUACAUGCAGAGAGUUAGAGCUUAUGUAUUCUUCAUGUAAAGUAUUGUGAAAUCAACCCAUACAGUGUUCAGUGCAUACAAUGUACAGUACCUCUUCAGGAAGUGUAUUGUACUUUUUGAGCAAUUUUACAGCCUUCGGUUUUGUUAGUAUAUACAAGAUUCAUCAAUAACAGCAACAAAAAAUAUUUUGACAUGUUAGGAGUCAAUGUUUUCAUAUUUGUCAGCUUAUAAGAUGCAUAGGCUUAAAAAAUGCACCUAAAUGUGGGCAAGCAGUGAAAAAAUUAAAAAGAUAAGUAAGUUUAAGCUCAAUAUCUAAAGUGAAGUAUUUCGCCUGAUAUGUGAAGCCAUUUCAUAUGUAUUCAGAUCCACAUUAGAUCCCAGUUAUUUUAAUUUAAGAACCUUAAUAUUUGCUAGAACCUAUCAACACUAGUCCUUAUACGAAUUCUGCUUUGAGAUGUAAAGAAAUAUGGCAUUUGUAGUGACAUUGUCAAAGCCAAGAGGGGAUAAUAAAAUUUACACAUUG